CAGUUGUGGAUUUAUGGAUAACUGAGGCAACCCAAUCCAGUUGCCACUUUAAGAAUGCGGUAAUACAAGGAGAGAGCAUAUUUGUGAGGGUCCUUUGUGAGCUACUUGUAACCUGUAAAAACAAUUUUUCAAGUCAAGGUGCCAUUUUUUCCCGGGCAGUUUGUUUUUUGUGUCUGAACAAAAGGCAACAGGUUUAAAUUGUGUUGUUUUGUUGCCCCCUUGGCUUCUUUCUUCCCCUCAUGCCUCUUGAUCCUUGACCCAGAUACCACUGUUUUGGACCUGAAAGAGCAAUGUGACCCUCUAGGCAUUUAAUACUGAUACCAGAGUCAUAUGGUGCGGAAUAAAGAUGCCAAGGCUCCUUGAGAGUCAGAUGGGAACACAUCCAGCUGCCUGAAGGUCUAGAUCAUUCCCUUGUUUAUUACUUGCUUGGGUCAAAUCUCUACAGUUUAAGUUUAAGAAGUGUAGAACUGAUGACUACGGGAACAGACUGCAAAGUGGAAUCUUAAAAAAAAAGGGAUAUGAAAAAGGAUGAAUUGCAUGGCCUGUAAAUAUAAUUAUAAUCUAUAAUAAAUGACCAAAAGGAAACUCAAAAUAAUCAAACAAAACACAAAGGAUAGGGAACGAAAGAAUUCAACAAUGUAGUGAAGUCAGAAAUAUGAGCAUACAUUUAGUUCAUCACCCCACCACACACCUUUGUCAGCCCAAACAGUCUAAAAUUGAUUUAACCUCGUGAUAUCAUACACUGUAAAUAGAAACUUGUGUGGUUAUGUGCUCUUGUACGACUCUCACAUACAGGAGGAGGGAGAGGCAGAAUUGGGACAGACAGACAACACCGCUGGUGUCGGCAGAUAGGGAAAGAGGUACAGCUGCUUGCAACAAUAACAGCAACAUCCAAACAGUGGACUAUUAUUUGACAUCUGUAUUACAUUCUCUGUGAAUUUUCCUUUAAUAACUGCAUAAAAAAGUAAGUGAUUUUAUGUUUUGAGGAUUUAAAAGGAUUAGUACAGAUUAGAGUGUUACUGGACAAUAUGGCAGUAGCCAAUCCUGGCCCCAACAAGGAGUGGGAGGAAUGGAAGAGAGAGAUGAAGGUGAACAGGAAGAUGAAAUUGUGGAAGAGGGUGAGACGUUGGUCUAAAGCUGAAGAGGAAGAAAAGGAGGAUAAUGGAGAGGAAGAAGAGGCUGAGGACACGGACUGUGAAGAAGAGCAAGUAAGCGAUGUUGAGGAGAGUGAGGUGGUGGAUGAGGAAGAAGAAAAAGAGGUGAAGCAAGCAGAGGAACUGGAAGAAGGGGAACAAGGGGCAGAAAGGGAGGUUAAGGAGAACAAAAGGGGGGAUGAGGAGGAAGACAAUGAUGCAAAGGAAGCUAAAGAAAUGCAAGAAGAGCAGAAAGAAGGAGAAAAUAAGGUAGAGAGGGAGGUUAAGGAGAAAGAGGAGGUGGAUGAUGAAGAGGGGGAGGAGGUAACAGAAUUAGAAGAAGUGGAGGAAGAGCAGGGGGAAGUAGAAAAUGAGGUGAAUGAGGAAGUGGAUGAGGAGGAAGACAGGCAGGUGAGGGAAGAAGAGCAGGUCAAGGAGAAAGAGGAGGUGGAUGCUGAAGAGGGGAAGGGAGAAACAGAAUCAGAAGAAGUGGAGGAAGAGCAGGGGGAAGUAGAAAAUGAGGUGAAUGAGGAAGUGGAUGAGGAGGAAGACAGGCAGGUGAGGGAAGAAGAGCAGGUCAAGGAGAAAGAGGAGGUGGAUGCUGAAGAGGGGAAGGAGGUAACAGAAUCAGAAGAAGUGGAGGAAGAGCAGGGGGAAGUAGAAAAUGAGGUGAAUGAGGAAGUGGAUGAGGAGGAAGACAGGCAGAGGAGGGAAGAAGAGCAGGUCAAGGAGGAAGAGGAGGUGGAUGCUGAAGAGAGGAAGGAGGUAACAGAAUCAGAAGAAGUGGAGGAAGAGCAGGGGGAAGUAGAAAAUGAGGUGAAUGAGGAAGUGGAUGAGGAGGAAGACAGGCAGGUGAGGGAAGAAGAGCAGGUCAAGGAGAAAGAGGAGGUGGAUGCUGAAGAGGGGAAGGAGGUAACAGAAUCAGAAGAAGUGGAGGAAGAGCAGGGGGAAGUAGAAAAUGAGUUGAAUGAGGAAGUGGAUGAGGAGGAAGACAGGCAGGUGAGGGAAGAAGAGCAGGUCAGGGAGGAUGAUGAUGAAGAACAGCAGCAAAUUGGACAGUAUCACCUGGAAGAGCAAUUCAGAGUUCAGGUGAAAACCGAGGAUCAGCCGAGCACAAGUCAAGAAGACAAAACAGUCAAUGAGACAGACUCAGUAGAAUCCGAUAACGAAGAUUCUGACUCGACAGGAUCUGAGGAUGAAUGUUGUAACUUUGAAAGACUAAAUGAGGAAGAGAGACCUGUUGAGAAACAAUGUGAGGAUCCCGAGGAACCAAGAUAUCCUGAUGAAAAGUCAUGGAGCGUUGAAAAUAGCAGCCCAGGAGAAUGGACUUGGUCUGGAGAUGAAAGUGAGAAGUUAACAGAUGAACAGGAAUCUUGGACAACUCAAGAAGAAGAGUUUCAAGAGGACUACGGAAAGCUUCAAGAGGAAGAGGAAGAGUAUACAGAUGAGGAAGCGGAACAUUCAGCAGACGAGGAUGUAGGUAAUAAUGACGAAGAUGUGGUGAAGAUUUACUGCAAAGCUAAUUAUGUCACAGUUGUAUUCAACACCUUGACAGAGUUCAGGAACUCCUCUCUUCUCACUGACCUUACUUUGAGCACAGAGGAUGGGAACAGUUUUUUUGUACACUCCCUUGUCCUGGCUGCUGUCAGCUCCCUUAUCAGGGGAAGUCUCAGUAGAAUCAAUGUAAAAAACAGUAGAUGUGAUAAAAGAAAAGAUGAAGGACUCCGCAGGUGGUCCCUGUCUCUGGGUCCAGAAGUGGAUAAUGUUGGAUUAGAGGCAGUUGUGGAGUUUGCCUACACUGGUCUCAUAUCGUUUUUGAACAAGGACACUGUGCACCAGAUUAAGACAGCAGCUCAAACAUUGGGUGCCCCCAGGGUGCUGGAUCUGUGCACAGAGGAAGAGGAAAAGUCCAGAAAAACUGGUGGUCAGAAGACAGAGGGAAGAAUUUCGGCUGCAGAGCAAAUGAUGAUCAGUCUUAAGUCCAUCAAACAGCUAUGGAUGGACAGAGAGAGCUGUGACGUCAUUCUGGAAGCUAUCGGAGGAUCGCUUCACAUCCACAGAGUCAUCCUGGCUGUGGGGAGUGACUACUUUCGCAGCAUGUUCACCUUAGGGAUGAGGGAGUCUCAUCAGUCCUGUGUGACCCUUCCCUUCAUAUUGGCUUCAGAGCUGGAGCUUCUGAUUGACUGCUCCUACAGUGGGGCUAUCCCUCUCAGCUGGAAGUGUAUCUUCGAGAUCACCAGCACUGCUCUGCAGCUCCAGUACCAACCCGCCCUCUCCUUGUGCCUUGACUUCAUGCAUCAAGAAAUAAAUCCUCACUCCUGCCUGGAUGUGGCAUCUUUUGCUGAGGCCUACGAGAUGGUGCAGCUUCUUGAAGUUGCAGACGAUUUUGUCUUGCGGCAAUUCCAAAAGGUGGCGUGCACCUCAAAGUUCAAGGAUCUGCCAGCCAAAAAGCUCCUGAAAUACCUGAAAAGUCACUCGCUUUAUGUUCCAUCUGAAAUUGUUGUAUUCAAAGCAGUGGUGGCAUGGAUCCAAGCAAAGCCUAAGACAAGGCUGAGGCUUACCAAAGACCUAAUGAAAACCAUCCAUUUUCACCUGAUGACAUUCAAGGAAUUCCAUGAAGUCAAAUCUCUGAACAUGUGGUCUGAUUACAGCCUUGAAAAGCUCUAUGAAACAAUUUUUGAGGAAUUCUGCUCUAAUGAGACUGACUACAGUCAGUGCCGCAUCUAUCUGCCGAAAGAGAGUCUGAUCUUGAUUGGAGGUGACCAGACCUGUGAAGACAAGGGUAGCCGCAGCAUCAGCAGAGAACUCUGGUUUGGGAAUUCAUUAAGAAACCAUCUAGGCAUAAAAAAGGCCAUGGAAUGGAGAAAGUUGGGAGAGAUGCCAGACCCAGCAAGGUACAGUCAUGAGGUGUCUGUGCUCAGAGGACAACUGUACGUGUUUGGUGGCAAGAACUAUUAUGGCACCAACGACAUCCUGAACUCUGUUUACAGGUAUGACCCCCUUCAAAACAGCUGGGAAAGACUAGCUGAAAUGCAAGAAAAGAGAUGCUCUUUUUCCGUGGUUGUCCUGGAUGAGAAGAUAUAUGCCAUUGGCGGAUAUUGUGAACCAGACUAUUUAGAGAGUGUGGAACGAUACUGCCCGGUUGCAAACUCUUGGAGCUUCACCUCGCCCUUGGAUAUGCCUCUGAGUGCCCAUGUAGCAAAAGUUUUCCAAGGACAGAUCUUUGUCUCAGGAGGGCUAAGCAACCAGUACCAAUGUCUUGCAUCCAUGUUUUUGUAUCACCCCGAGACAGGAAGCACUUAUUUAGAAAACAUGGCUAAACCUCGAGCUUAUCACUGCAUGGAGACGCUGGGCAAUUGUCUUUACGUAGCAGGUGGAAUCGCCACAGACACUGUUGACCAGCUAGCUUGUGAGGUCUACAAUCCAGAAGCUGACUCCUGGACUGCCUUUACAUCACUGCCAGUGCCACAUGUAGGAGCAGGAAGUGCAGUUUUGGAGGAAAAGUUUUAUGUGCUUGGUGGAUACAGCCGGGAGGACUUCAGUGACACGAAGAUAGUCCAUCGUUAUGAUCCCACUGCACAGAGAUGGGAGAACAUGGGCAAGAUGCCUGGGCCGAAUAAUGACAUACAAGCGGCUCUGCUGUGCUUGCCUUCACAUUUCCGAUUGUAAGACGUGGUGACAGGUACCAACGCUAUCGUUGUUUUACAUGGAAUUUAAUUCAACUUAAUUUCAGGAUACUUGCAUGUUAGUAACAGUGGUAUUUUUGUAAUUUAUUUGUAAUUCACAUUCUUCCAUUGUUGACAAAGCAAGGAUGUUUACAGUUUCACAAUAACUGAUAUCAUAAUCGAGGUAAAUAUAGUAUAUGAGUUCAACAUUCAGGCACGCCAAAUGUAGGAUACCUAUGUAAUUCUGAUGCUCUUCAAAUUAGUAUUGCUAUUCAAAUUUUAGUUUUACAGUAUUCAAACUGUGCUCAUUACAUACCUGCCAACUUUUCAGAAAACCUUGGUGUGAGAUUUUUUCGGGGGUGACCAAAAUUAUGCCGCACGCAGCCACACAAGUUGGUGCCUCAGAUAUCAGAGAACUGGAAUUCGUUUGAUGUUGUACCCAUGUUGUACCCUGCAUUCUGGUGGUUUGUGGGGAGGCCCAAAGCCGCUGAUAGGGGCAGCCUACUGGAGAUCGACAAUAUUGGUUACAUUCUGAGAAGCAGACAUAGCUGAAGGUCCACCCCCAGGAAAUUUUGGAUUAAGUAGAUGUGAUUUCCUGCAUUCUAGUGGAUUUUGGGAUGGUCUGCUAAAGAUGUGCAAUACAAGGUUAACAAGGUGCUCUCCUGCUGCUUGUUAUGACAGAUUUCACCACCCUAAAUCAUGUUCACACGCUCAAACAAAUAAUUUAUUUCAAGAUUUAAAGUUUAAGAGAGUGAGUACUCAAUUGGACGACAUUUCAUUGUCACAUACCUAGUCUCAGCUCAGAUCAAGGACGGAAUUUUGAUUACAGAGGUGGGGGGGACACAGGUAUAAGUAAUUUUUUUGGCCUUUUGAUGGCUUUAUUUAUAGAGACAGCUGUAGGGAGACAGUGAUGGUGGGUGGAGAGAGAGGGAGAGGAUGACACGCAGCAAAGGGCAGCGGGUCGGAUCCGAACCCGCACCGCUGCAGCGACUCCGUAUAUGGGUCGCCAGCUCUACCGACUGAACUAACCGGCAGGCGCACCCUUUAUACAAUAGUAGUUCUUCUAGUUUUCCAUUGCUACUUUUACGUUUACUGUUCCCUUUCUUGGUUUGACUGGUUGUAAAGCAUGUAAAUGUAAAUAUAGAAAAAACAUUCUGGACACACGCACGCACGCACGCACGCACAUGGACACCGAUUCAAACGUGAAUGCAAAUGAAACCUCUGAUAUUACCUGGGCAACUCCAGCAGACCGGUGUGCGAGCAAGAUGGAGUGACAGCGGGGACGGCCAAUCACACAAGAAACGGCAGAGCCAAUCGAGGAGCUUGUGGGCGGGUCUAAACUAAGGGAAACAGGCUCCAGCUUGAGCGGCCGUUUUCCUCUUGGUCCUAGUGCUUGACGAGUCUCUGUUUACUAUAGCGUAACAUUGUUUUUGGACGGUAAAAACUGCAGAGGACCGAAA
This is a messenger RNA of Dicentrarchus labrax (European seabass), 6258 nucleotides long. Its product is annotated as kelch-like protein 13. The record is from RefSeq and is a predicted model, not a curated record. NCBI's taxonomy places the organism in Eukaryota, Metazoa, Chordata, Actinopteri, Moronidae. The transcript is spliced from 5 exons. Bases 1029 to 4802 code for a protein of 1257 amino acids. Gene Ontology annotation, molecular function: protein binding.